Molecule: messenger RNA, 2132 nt
Organism: Lottia gigantea (owl limpet)
Lineage: Eukaryota; Metazoa; Mollusca; Gastropoda; Lottiidae
Exons: 1
Coding region: 12-1865 (617 amino acids)
Source: RefSeq, a predicted model, not a curated record
AACACAACACAAUGGAUGUAAUAUUACCACCGAGUUUCCUCAAAACGUUCAAUUCUAUAGGAAUCACAAGACAGUCAGACAACUGGAAGAUAGAGGAAAGAGAUCGGAAGAUAACUGUCACUCUAACGUGGGAUGUUGACCAAGAAAACGAAGCACGCCAUCCAAAGACAGACAAAAAUCAUGAGAAAGGUUCAAAGAAACAGAACGUAAGUGAAGGGACAAAAGCUUCGAAGGAAUCAACAAAUACCAACAACGCUACAAAUGGAUACAAUACUCUCUCCUGGUCGAGGUCUCAAACUUCGACAGAUUCGAGUUCACUGAUAACAGAUACGGAACCAGCAAAAGAGAAUUUAUCAACACGGUCAGGAUCGAGGUCGGCGUGCGAGGAUGACAACAGAUUUAAAAACAAACCAUCUGGUCUCGAGAUUGUUCCUGAUAAUUGUGUCCGCAUGAUGGAUAAAGAAGUAAGCCACAGAACCAUAAAAGGUGAAAUAAAAAUCAAAAUGGAAAGCACCGAAAUCGAAGCUUUGCUGAAAAAAACGGGAGAAUAUGAUUCCAUAUCUUCAGUAUCAAAUCCUGACAAUCUCCAAAAUUCUCAUCAAAGGGCUCAUUCGAUAUCCGAGUCUGGUGGUACAGUGUCCUUGAAACAGGUACCGAAUCACAAUUCUGUUGAUCGAGAGCAGACAACGAAAAAUACGAAAAUUUCCACAUAUCCAAGUAAGCUCUGUAACGGUACUCUGACACCCAAUGAAAUUACAUCAGUUAAGAUAGAGCCCAGUCAGACUGAACCUGAAGACAACCGACAAAAUGAGUUGACUACUGAUCAAAUUCAAAGAGAAAGUUCAGGUACAGAUAUCCGUGAUGUUUGGCAAAAACCAGCUGUUAAUUUUGCUCAUAGCACUUGUACUCACUUGUGCGAUAUGCCAGUUGAUGAAUUUAAGUCCUGUGAUAACACAAACCGGGUAUCCUCUAAUGACUUUCAACAGCCCCAUUCAAUGGAGAACACUGUGAAGCAUCCGAAUGUCUUUAGAGAUAGCAACAACAACCAACAAUUAACUGCUCAUUCCCAAUCAGUUGGCGAACAAGGAAGGAACAAACGAAAGAGUCUCCCAGAAAGGCCACCAUUCUUAAAAUCCUUAAAUCGAGUUCUUACCGAAAAGGAAAUCGACAUAAGAGUGGACAAGUUCGCAAAGAAGCUUCGAAAGCAACGGAAAUGGAUCCCGGAUCGUUACAAUCACGAUAAUUCUUAUGAAAUUAACGAAAUUGAUGGAUUCAAACGGAGGAUUCGCGCAGUGAAUCAAUGGCAAAUAGUUAGACGAAGAUUCGAACAAUCCAUGUCAAAGGUUGAAGGUCAGAGUUCAUUGGAAAUUGCACCGGAAGUACCAUCAAGUUGGUCGGAUUCAGAUUCUGACAGAGAACCAUAUCUAAAAGGAUCUUCCAAAAAGAAGCACGAAGUAGAUCCGAAUAGACCACCCUUUUUAAAAUCCAUCAAUAGAAUUUUGAACGCUGAUGAACUAGAAGACAAAAUUCAACAGUUCUCAAAAAAGGUUUACAAUGAACGAAGAUGGAUUUUUGCACAUUUUCAAAGGUAUGCGAAAAACGAAGUUGACGGCUUUAAGUGCAGGAUUAUGUCUGUAAGCUAUUGGCAUAUUGAACAAAAAAGACUGUCUGACACUGGAAAAGCAUCGGAUAAAUGUUUAAAAAGCUUUCCACAGACAAGCACUGAGUCAUGUCAAAAUUCAACUAGCUCUGAUUCGAGCAAUGGAUCAAUCUCUGAGAGAGGGAAAUCGAAAAAAUCUGGUAAAAGGCGAAAGAAAGAACUGCAGAAUCAAAAACCGGCCAAGUUCCAGAAAAUCGCUGAAUGAAAGGUUGAAUGUCGUGUAGAAGAUGCAUGUUUGCCCCCUUAAAAAACAAAGAUGAUACUCUGUGAUUGUGUUUGUCAACUGUGUAUUCCAGUCUGUUGUUUGUUAUUUUGUAUGAUGAUAUGUGAAAAUCUGCAAUUCUGAUGACCAUUAGGGCGGGAUAAAAAAAAUUAAUAAAACCCAAGGUGAAAAUCGCACCUUUCAAAAAGAUUUUCGUUUAAUAUAUUUUAUUUAUUUAAGUUUUAUUUUACCAAUAAAAGCUUUUGUUUU